Messenger RNA from Lytechinus variegatus (green sea urchin), 1013 nucleotides. RefSeq lists its product as uncharacterized. Gene Ontology annotation, cellular component: plasma membrane. The record is from RefSeq and is a predicted model, not a curated record. NCBI's taxonomy places the organism in Eukaryota, Metazoa, Echinodermata, Echinoidea, Temnopleuroida, Toxopneustidae. Bases 240 to 1013 code for a protein of 257 amino acids. The transcript is spliced from 4 exons.
AACAUUAUCUGUGUCAUUCAGGGAUACAAGGUGAUGUUCCUGAUGACGUUGUCUACACUGAGUUACACAAAGAUAUAAAACUAGGGGACAGAGCAGUCCUGCCAUGCCAGUUUAGAGGUUCACCAUUGGCUGUCUAUUGGAAGAAAGGAUAUGAUCCCAGACGAUCACCAAACCUUGUAUCAUGGAUCCCAACUGAAGACGCUACCGGUAAAUGCUUACGUCAAAGUGUAUGUGACAUCAUGGAAAUGAAUGAAAAUUAUUCUUUGAUCAUCAAGGAUGUCAGCAUUUCUGAACAAGGUCGAUACAUCUGCAAAGUUUCGAACUACAAGGGGAACGUCAUCUACAACUAUACUGAUAUCAGCUUAUAUGCUCCCCCGAAAGAACCUUAUCCAGUUAUUGGAGGGUGUACCAAUAAUGUGUCAUCGGUCAGCAACCCAGAGCCUUGCCAUGUCCUAACCAAGAAAACUAUUACCUUAAACUGCUCGGUGACUAGUUACUACCCCAAUAUAGAACUGUUCUUCCUGCAUGGAACUAAACAGAUAACUACCAUAUAUCAGGAGGAGCAAACUAAUGUUGAUUCAACUAAAAACAUAUUGAUUUCCAUCGAAGCUGACCCAAGUGAAACUUCAUACACAUGUGUUGCGUCAGAUGUACCCGGGUCGAGAGAACGGAAAGCCGCAUCGAUCUUGGUGGGAUCAAAUCCCUCAGAAACAAUACCAGUAACUGAUGAGACCAUGAAAGAAAGAGGUCCGGGUACCAGAGCAUUGAUGAUUGUUAUUCCGAUAGUGCUCCUUGGGACUGCAGUGGUUUUCAUUUGGUGGAUAUGGACACAUCGUCGGCAUACCUACAAUGGUGGCACACAAGGUUUCAUCGUCUUGUGGUUCUUGGAUAUUAGACGAUACAACUUGAACAAUAGCAAGCAGCUUCAUAUAGCUAUAUUGCUUUUAUUUCUCCACUUCCUGGAGUUCUAUGGUUCUGUUUUCAGCCGUGUUGGUCUGGAUCCUGCAGCUUAG